Molecule: messenger RNA, 2450 nt
Organism: Dryobates pubescens (Downy woodpecker)
Lineage: Eukaryota; Metazoa; Chordata; Aves; Piciformes; Picidae
Gene: FST
Product: follistatin
Exons: 6
Coding region: 491-1522 (343 amino acids)
Biological process (GO): multicellular organism development; negative regulation of activin receptor signaling pathway; regulation of BMP signaling pathway
Molecular function (GO): protein binding; activin binding
Source: RefSeq, a predicted model, not a curated record
GAACGAGAGGCGCCCCUAAGGCGUCCCCGACCCCCGUGGGUCUGCAGCCCUCGCGGUGCGGGAGGCUCCCGGGCGCGGCGGCUUCGCGGGAUUGCCGGGGCUGCCUCUCGCUACUGCGCUGCAUCAAGAUCUCCGGCGGCUCCGCCGCGCAGGGCUGGCGUGGGGCUGCGCGGGUGCGCGCCCUGGGUGCGCGCCUGUGUGUGCGUGCACCUAGAGCAGAUCAUUGGAGAGGGUUUCCAGAAGGUGGAAAAUGUCACCUGAUUCACACUGAACUUUUUAAAUCUCCCCACCCCCGAGCAGACACACACACACAUUAGGAGACCGCCCACCGCAGACAGCUAGGACCCCCGUAUAGAUUUAAAGAGAGACUGCAUUCAGAGCCUGACGUUCAUUCAAUAGAGCGAUCAUAAGCAGGCUGGCUAGUGCUCGCUCCCUCUCCCUACUCCCCGUCACGCUGUUUGUGUGUGUCUCUCACUCUGCUGUACUGAGGAUGUUAAAUCAGAGAAUCCACCCGGGCAUGCUCUUACUCCUGAUGUUUCUGUGCUACUUCAUGGAAGAUCACACAGUACAGGCUGGGAACUGCUGGCUCCGGCAGGCGCGGAACGGCCGCUGCCAGGUCCUGUACAAAACCGACCUCAGCAAGGAGGAGUGCUGCAAAACCGGCCGCCUGACCACUUCGUGGACGGAAGAGGAUGUCAACGACAACACGCUUUUCAAGUGGAUGAUUUUUAAUGGGGGAGCCCCAAACUGCAUCCCGUGCAAAGAAACAUGUGAGAAUGUGGACUGUGGACCCGGGAAGAAAUGUAAAAUGAACAAGAAGAACAAACCUCGGUGUGUUUGUGCUCCGGAUUGCUCUAAUAUCACUUGGAAGGGCCCUGUGUGUGGCUUAGAUGGGAAAACCUACAGGAACGAGUGUGCCCUUCUCAAAGCCAGAUGUAAAGAACAGCCUGAACUUGAAGUCCAGUAUCAGGGCAAAUGCAAAAAGACCUGUAGGGAUGUUUUAUGCCCAGGCAGCUCCACAUGUGUGGUUGAUCAAACUAAUAAUGCCUACUGCGUGACAUGUAAUCGAAUUUGCCCAGAGCCUACCUCCCCUGAACAGUAUCUGUGUGGGAAUGAUGGCAUAACUUAUGCCAGUGCCUGCCACCUGAGGAAAGCUACCUGCCUACUGGGAAGAUCCAUUGGAUUAGCCUAUGAAGGAAAAUGCAUCAAAGCCAAAUCCUGUGAAGACAUUCAGUGCAGUGCUGGGAAGAAGUGCUUGUGGGAUUUUAAGGUUGGCAGAGGUCGUUGUGCCCUCUGUGAUGAGCAGUGCCCUGAAAGCAAGUCAGACGAGGCAGUCUGUGCCAGCGAUAACACAACUUACCCAAGCGAGUGUGCCAUGAAAGAGGCAGCCUGCUCCAUGGGCGUGCUUCUAGAAGUAAAGCACUCUGGAUCUUGCAACUCCAUUAAUGAAGACCCAGAAGAUGAAGAGGAAGAUGAAGACCAGGACUACAGCUUUCCUAUAUCUUCCAUUCUAGAGUGGUAAAACCUCCAUCACUAUUGGAACAGCCAAUGGGCAUGAAAUCAAUGUCCAUACUGUAAAUAAGUGUAUGCUUAUUUAUUUUGGGGAGAAAAAAAAAAAAAAGUAUACAUAUAGUUGAGUCUCGUAGACAUUUAUUUAUACUGUGUCAUGUUUUAUAAUUUAUACAUAAAAUGUCUGGUUGACUGUACACCUUUUUUUUUUUUUUUAAGAAAUUUAUUCGUUACGGGAAGAGCAGUGUUAUUUAUUGUGAGGUCUCUUGCUUGUAAAGUAAAGCUUUUCUUUUUUUCUUGUAAACUAUAGAAGUUCAUUCCUUGGAGCUUACCCACAUGAACUCAUCUCUUUGUUACACUGAUGUUAACUCCUUUCCACUUUAACAAACUUGCAUGUCAGUUUCUGUUAUGUUUAUUUAUUGGAUUCUCUUCUUGCUGGUUCUGUACAUAAAAGAUCCCUCUGGCUUUUGUUUACAAGGAAUCUUGACUGACCAAAAGGCAUUGUAACUCAAUUAAAUGUAUUUCCAAGGUACAGUGAGGCAAUCUUUAAGGAAACUUCUUCCACUUUCCUCUACCAUGUACUGAAGUGAUCUCAAUGUUCUGAGCAUAUAUACUAUACUAUAAGAAUUUUGGACCCAAAGAAAUAGAAUUAUUAAGGUUGUUAAUAGCCACAGCGUUAACUGUAAUAAGAAUAAAGGUUUUAUUUUUAUUGCUUUAUUUUUUGUAACAUGCAUAAAUGUUUUACCAAGUGUUUCCUUUAAGAUGGUCUUGCAGUACCACUUUCAAAGCUUUCAUUUCCCAAUCAUUGUGUCAUUAAAAGUUAUAUCAAAGCUUUACCUGUUCAAGUUUCUUGCUUUUCAUAACACUUUUUUCUGACGCAACUUUUGUAUUUUCAAACAUGGUGAGUUAAAUAUAAAUUCAUUUAAAUAUAUAGUUUUGUA